Messenger RNA from Diospyros lotus (date-plum), 1577 nucleotides. RefSeq lists its product as uncharacterized. Lineage: Eukaryota; Viridiplantae; Streptophyta; Magnoliopsida; Ericales; Ebenaceae. Bases 119 to 1297 code for a protein of 392 amino acids. The record is from RefSeq and is a predicted model, not a curated record. Gene Ontology annotation, molecular function: nucleic acid binding. The transcript has 10 exons.
ACCAAAGCCAACCCAACUACAUCCUUUCAUUUGAUGAUCUUCUUCUUCCCACACAAGUCGCAAACCCCAAUCUUCUCUUCCAUCUCCGUUCCCAUUCCCAUUCCCAUUCCCAACCAAGAUGCCCAUUUUCUCUGCCGCUUUGGGCUCAGUUUCAGGAGGCCUUGCCUUUCUCUCCCACCUCUUCACCACUGACACCUCCUCUCCGCCCACUCAUCAUCACUGCGUUUCCGUCAACUUCCCCGUUUCUUGCCGGAAUUCAUCCGCCGGAAGACACCCACUUCACCCCGCCAAGGUCUCCGUGUCCGGCGAUGCCAAGACUGAAGCCAUCGACCAGGCUGCGGGGCAGGUUGAAGACUCGGCUGAGAGUUUCAGACAAGCUCGGAGAUCUGCUGAUUGGAAAGCAGCCAAGGCUUAUCAUGAAAGGGGAUUCAUCUAUGAGGGCAGAAUUGAAGGUUGUAAUGGAGGUGGUUUGCUGGUUCGGUUUUAUUCGCUAGUUGGUUUUCUUCCUUAUCCCCAAUUGAGUCCAUCUCAUUCAUGCAAAGCAUUUAAUGUAGAACCAAACAAGGGCAUCCGAGAGAUUGCAAAAGCUCUAACUGGUUCACUUAUUUCUGUGAAGGUAAUCCAAGCAGAUCAAGAGAACAGGAAAUUGAUAUUCUCUGAAAAGGAAGCUGUGUGGUCAAAGUUUUCUCAACAAAUUAAUGUAGGGGAUAUUUUUGAAGGAAGAGUGGCCUCCGUCGAGGAUUUUGGUGCUUUUGUUCAUUUACGUUUCCCAGAUGGUUGCUAUUAUCUCACUGGACUUGUGCAUGUCUCAGAAGUGUCGUGGGAUUUAGUUCAAGACGUAAGAGACAUCCUUACUGAGGGUGAUGAAGUGAGGGUGAAAAUUAUUAAAAUAGAUAGGGAAAAGUCAAGAGUUACAUUGUCAAUCAAACAAUUAGAAGAAGACCCACUAUUUGAAACCUUGGAAAAAGUCAUUCCUCAGGAUGGCUCAAGCAUUCCUGGUUCUUCUGGCACAAGCACUGCAUUCAAUAUUGAACCUCUUCCAGGGCUUGAAGCAAUAUUAGAAGAGCUAUUAAAGGAAGCAGGAAUAAAUGACGUAAGAAUCAGCCGGCAAGGAUUUGAGAAGAGGGUGGUUUCACAAGAUCUACAACUUUGGCUUUCUAAUGCUCCAGCCAUUGGCAAUCUGUUCACCCUCCUUGCUCGUGCUGGAAGACAGGUGCAGGAAAUACAGCUGACAACAUCACUUGAUCAGGAAGGAAUCAAAAGGGCACUGCAGCGGGUGCUGGAACGUGUGCCAUGAGAGUUGAACUGAAUCUCCAAUCUGUCGAAGAAACUAUCAUCCAAGUCUUACCAUAAAAAACUAAAAGGAAGAAUAAACAUGUCUUACUGUAAGAACUUUUGUAUGUUUUUAUGUUCUGCAGCUACUGUACAGGGGGAAAAAAAACAUGAUUUAUCUGUAUAUUCUAAUAGUAGUAACUGCAUAAUCCUUGCGCAGAAUUUUUUGUAUAACUACUGAUAGUGAAUCCAGCAGAGAAAAAAAAAAAAAAAACCAUGAUUUUUAUUUUCCCGUCUCUAGUGCU